AUGGGGAUUUACGACUCAUCUGCUCCUAAUAUGAAUACCAAGGAAUCAAUUCUUGUGGAACCAAAGCCAUAUAGGCCACAAAUUCCUUUUCCAAGAAGACAUGAGAAGAAACCUCUGGAUGAAAAGAAGUAUGAUCGGUACAAAGAAGUUAUGAGUGAGUUCAUCGCUGACAUUCCCUUUAUAGAGGCACGAAGCAUAUCUCUUUGUUUAAAAAGACUACCCAAGUUAGAAGAUCCAGGAAAAUUUGUUGUUCCAUGCUCCAUCUUAGGAGUGAACUUUGAGGAUUUCCUUUGUGACACUGGAUCCAAUGUGAAUGUAAUGUCUAAGGCUAUUGCAGAGAGGUUGGGGAUUAAUGAUAUGAAGGCUUCUAAGGUCUCUCUCAAGUUUGCAAAUGCUGUCACCACGACUCCACAAGGCUUCAUUAACAAUUUAGAUGUUCGAGUUGGGAGUUGCUUGGUUGCUACAUAUUUUCAUGUUGUGGAAAUGAGCAAGGGUUCUGAAAUGCCUUUGAUUCUUGGGAGACCUUUCCUAGGAACAGUGGGAGCAGUUGUUGACUUGCCUAAUAAGAAGACCACUUCUCUAACAUUGAUGAUAAAGUCUUUUACAACGUAA
This is a messenger RNA of Camelina sativa (false flax), 612 nucleotides long. RefSeq lists its product as uncharacterized. NCBI's taxonomy places the organism in Eukaryota, Viridiplantae, Streptophyta, Magnoliopsida, Brassicales, Brassicaceae. The record is from RefSeq and is a predicted model, not a curated record.